Messenger RNA from Porites lobata, 774 nucleotides. The record is from the annotation of a GenBank genome assembly. Lineage: Eukaryota; Metazoa; Cnidaria; Anthozoa; Scleractinia; Poritidae.
GAGUACUCUCUUAAUACAAAAGGAAUUACUUUUCCAAUUAAAGAAAAUGAUAUUAAUAAAUUUGAGAAUCUUAAUCCAGAUUUACCAGGAAUAAAUGUCUUUUAUUUAGAUGAAAAAGAUUGUAUUCGUCCUGCGAGAGAGAUAAAAAAAAAUAAAGAUUAUAAAAAUACUAUAGAUUUAUUUUUAAUUCAAGAAGAUGGAAAAUCACAUUAUACUCUUAUAAAAAAUUUUCAUAGAUUAGUAAGAUCUCAAAAAACUGGAAGUAAUAAUGGAAAAUUAUUUAUUUGUAAGAGAUGUUUUUGGCAUUUCAGUAAAGAAGAAUUACUAGAUAAACAUAUUGAAUAUUGUUCAAAUAAUAAAACAGCGGUUGCAAAAAUGCCAGAACCAAAUACAUUUUUACAUUUCAAAAAUUACUACAAACAACUUCCUGUUCCUUUUGUUGUUUAUGCGGAUUUUGAAUGCUUUACAAAACCAAUGAAUAGUUGCAGUCCUAAUCCUAAAGAUUCCUAUAAUUAUAACUACCAACUACAUGAACCAUCAGGAUUUUGUUUUUAUGUAAAAAGUAUAGUACCUGGUAUUCAUAUUACACCAAUUACUUAUACAAAAACUUCUGAGGAUGAAAACAUAGCAAAAAUAUUUGUAGAAAAACUUGAAGAAGUAACAAAAGGAAUUUACAAUGAUUUUUAUAAAAGAUUUAAACCUUUAAAAAUGAGUGCUAAAGAUCAAAAGAUAUUUAAUAAAGCAAAAACUUGUCAUAUUUGUAGUCUUGAAUUA